Molecule: messenger RNA, 652 nt
Organism: Asparagus officinalis (garden asparagus)
Lineage: Eukaryota; Viridiplantae; Streptophyta; Magnoliopsida; Asparagales; Asparagaceae
Exons: 3
Coding region: 144-356 (70 amino acids)
Source: RefSeq, a predicted model, not a curated record
GGCUUGUUCGCCCUUCGAUCCAGGCUUCGCAUAAAGACGACCCCGCCCAAUUCGGGGCCCUAGCAGAUGCCCUAGAGAGGGUUCCUAAAUUUGGGCGAAUUUUCUCUGAGAUCAAAAGCGAUCGAGGAGAAAUUGAGGGGGCGAUGAAGUUCUUGAGCUGGUACUUGAAGAUUGGUGCAGUCUCGGCUCUUGUCGGAGCAUCGAUGGAGCUCUUCAUGAUCCACACCGGUUUCUAUGAUAAGGUGACUGUUCUGGAGUCAGAAAAGCGAGCUUGGGAGAGCUCUCCGGAAGCUCAAGCUAUCAGAGAAGCUCUAAAUCCUUGGAGAAAGCUUGAUGAAGAAAAAAGCAAAUCUUGAUGUAGAGAUCAGCAAAUAAUCAUAACUUGGUUGAACACUUGCUCAGUGGAUUAGCUAUGGGGAAUUCUCUCACUGUGACUGCAACUAAGAUGAUUUUUCUUCGUACUGCCUCGAUGAACACAAUAAUCUUUUCGGGUUGACAUUAGAGAGAGAGGAGGUUUCGUUGUUGAAUAUCUUUCUUCAUAGAUUGGUGUUCGCCCAAUUUUUUAAGAGGAGGACAAAGGAUGGAGAAUAAUUGAGAUAAAUGUAAUAUUUGCUGGUUAAUGAAUACAUUUGAUGUUGCAUCAUUGUUGUUC